Messenger RNA from Dunckerocampus dactyliophorus (ringed pipefish), 864 nucleotides. Its product is annotated as ADP-ribosylation factor-like protein 8A. Gene Ontology annotation, biological process: protein transport; anterograde axonal transport. Gene Ontology annotation, molecular function: GTP binding; GTPase activity. Lineage: Eukaryota; Metazoa; Chordata; Actinopteri; Syngnathiformes; Syngnathidae. The transcript is spliced from 7 exons. The record is from RefSeq and is a predicted model, not a curated record. Gene Ontology annotation, cellular component: lysosomal membrane. The coding region runs from base 283 to 846 and encodes 187 amino acids.
CUGGGUGGCUUGUCGGGAAAGGCGUCGGUAGUAAACAGCAGCAAAAAGACAGCAGGCGUUAGCGUCUCGAAGUACAGACAAAAGACCUCUCCCUUUCGGCUGCGGUCAAGGCGACAGUGUGGAUCGGUUGUCUGUCACCUUCUCAGCUUGUCACGUUGAUUGACGGUGGGGAGAAAACAUCGUCGGGGCGUUAGCCAGCCAGCCAGCUAGUUAGCUAGCCGAGCCACUUAGCCGUAGCAGCCGGAGCUUGCUUAGCAUUAGCAUUAGCAGCGGACGACGAGGAUGAUAGCGCUGAUCAACAAACUGCUGGACUGGUUCAAGGCGCUCUUCUGGAAGGAGGAGAUGGAGCUGACCUUGGUGGGGCUGCAGUACUCCGGGAAGACCACAUUCGUCAACGUCAUAGCGUCUGGCCAGUUCAGUGAAGACAUGAUUCCCACAGUGGGAUUCAACAUGAGGAAGAUCACUAAAGGCAACGUCACCAUCAAGCUGUGGGACAUCGGUGGGCAGCCUCGUUUCAGAAGCAUGUGGGAGCGUUACUGCAGAGGAGUCAGUGCCAUCGUCUACAUGGUGGACGCCGCUGAUCCGGAGAAGAUUGAAGCUUCUAAAAAUGAACUCCACAAUCUGCUGGACAAGCCUCAGCUUCAGGGAAUUCCUGUUCUGGUUCUGGGAAAUAAGCGGGACCUCCCAGGAGCUCUGGACGAGAAGGAACUCAUUGAGAGGAUGAACCUGUCAGCCAUCCAGGACAGAGAGAUCUGCUGCUACUCUAUUUCCUGCAAGGAGAAGGACAACAUUGACAUAACCCUCCAGUGGCUGAUCCAACACUCUCGGACCAAGAGAAGCUCUUGAGAGAAGACAUACCCCCCC